Molecule: messenger RNA, 422 nt
Organism: Jaculus jaculus (lesser Egyptian jerboa)
Lineage: Eukaryota; Metazoa; Chordata; Mammalia; Rodentia; Dipodidae
Product: optic atrophy 3 protein-like
Exons: 1
Coding region: 15-422 (135 amino acids)
Biological process (GO): regulation of lipid metabolic process
Cellular component (GO): mitochondrion
Source: RefSeq, a predicted model, not a curated record
ACCACUGGGUGGAGAUGCGGACCAAGAUGAGCAUCAUGGGCUUCCAGUCGUCGACCGUCAAGCCUCUGAACGAGGAGGCGGCGGCCGAGCUGGGCGCGAACCUGCUGGGCGAGGCCAUCAUCUUCGUCUCGGCCGGCGGCUGCCUGCUGCUGGAGUUCUGGCGCCAGCAGUCGCUGCGGCGCCGCCGGGAGGCCCGGCAGGAGGCGAGCUGGACCUCGCUGCUGGACGAGAUGGACCACCUGGAGCAGGCGCUGGACCAGCUGCAGGCGCAGGCGCAGGAGGCGGCGCCCCGGGGCGCCCUGGAGGCGCUGCGCGCCGAGCUGCGGGACGUGCGCGCCGAGCUGCGGGACGCGUGCGCCGAGCUGCGGGACGUGCGCGAGCAGCUCUGCGCCCUGCAGGAGCCCGAGGACCCCUGCGAGUAG